UCCACGGACUUUGCCAGACCCGCUGAGUGACUCCAGCACUGUGUGACCUUCCCACGAUGCAUGCUGCCCCCCCCAUGUGACUCUGCGCAAUGGCAGGGGGCGGGGCCGGCAGUCCCCCUCGGAUUGGCGGCUAUGAUUUGCGGGUGCAAACGGGAGAACGGCCCUUCGAUGGCUCGGAGUGCGGCAAGAACUUCACCCACUCCAACAACCUGGUACGGCACAACCACACGCACUCCAGUGAGACCCCCUUCGGCUGCUCCAACUGCGGCAAGAGCUUUACCCGCUCCAACAGCCUGCUGGAGCACCGGCACACACACACACCGGCGAGCACUCCUUCACCUGCGCCCAGUGCGGCAAGGGCUUCACCCACUCCUCCAAGCUGCUGUCCCACCAGCAGGUACACACCAAGACCGUCUCUUCUCCAGGCCCUUCGGCUGCUCCGACUGCGGCAAGAACUUCAACACAGCGUACGACCUGAAGGCCCACCGGCGAUUCGAGUCGAGGCUGCGGGUGCACCGGCGGCGUGGAAGAAAAAUUAAUAUCCUUCCUUACUUGAUUUCGAUUGGCAUUGAACAAGGAAACGAAAGGGUGUUUGGAUGUGACAAUUGGCAGCUCUUGCUUGACCAGGUGCAGAAGAGGUUCGUGGGAACCGGCAAAAUGUCGACAGUGGGCCCAGAAUACUCGCCGACAUGAUCUUCUCUACACUGAACUGCGGAGUAUUUGUCAAAUAACUGUCAUCUUAUGUACAUUGUGUGAAAUUGUGAUUUGUUAACUACACAAAACAAUGCAAAUGGCGAUUUAUUUAUUAUUGUAUCUACGUUGGAUGUUUUGCUCUUUGGUGUAAGUAGGGGUGGGGCUAUCAUUGUGUUACAUACGUUGAAUUGUACAUCACUUUCACUGGUUAGCUGAUAGGCUGAACACUGCAACCCUGUAUAUCUCGUGCACAGAAUAAUGUAAAUUAUGUAAAUCUUACUAUGCAUGUCAGAAAUACAUUGCGUACAGUUUUGGUCUCUUAAUCUGAGGAAAGACAUUCUUGCCACAGAGAAGGUUCACCAGAUUGAUUCCUGGGAUGUCAGGACUUUCAUAUGAAGAAAGACUGGAUAGACUCGGUUUGUACUCGCUAGAAUUUAGAACAUUGAGGGGGGAUCUUAUAGAAACUUACAAAAUUCUUAAGGGGUUGGACAGGCUAGAUGCAGGAAGAUUGUUCCCGAUGUUGGGGAAGUCCAGAACAAGGGGUCACAGUUGUCACAGU
Molecule: messenger RNA, 1252 nt
Organism: Leucoraja erinaceus (little skate)
Lineage: Eukaryota; Metazoa; Chordata; Chondrichthyes; Rajiformes; Rajidae
Exons: 2
Coding region: 61-693 (210 amino acids)
Source: RefSeq, a predicted model, not a curated record